GACGUGUUAUUACCACGUCCAUCUAAGUUUUUUUUUUUUUUGGCGCCAGCUCCAAUCCCUAUUUUCCCUCUCCCUUCCCCUCCCUUCCCCGUCGCAAGCCCACGCGGUUGUCCCCAGCAAAGAGCCAACACGUUUGUCAGAGCCAGCCCCAAAAAACAGUCGACGUCGACGUCACUGCCGUUGUUUCCAUCCCUCACCAACAACAAACAGCAGACCUCUCUCUCUCUGUGUCUCUUUUGCUGAGAGCACAACCAUGCUCUGUUUUCUGGUGUUGGAAACAGAGGUUAUGCUGUGAGUAGGAGAAAGGAAGCAGUGGUGGCAGCCUUUCCGUGGCUGAGUGAAAACUUCUGUAGUGGUGCAACUGGCCGUUGGGUUGAGAGAAAGAAACCAAGAGAGAGAGAGAGAGGAGGCGUGAAGGACGAGCAAUGGCAGUGGUGAAAACUGUGGCUUAUUGCCUUGUGCGAGGGUGGUUGCGGAAGAGAUUCACGGUUUUUCCUCAAGAGCUGGGCUGUACUCGGUUGCUCAUGCUAAAAAAAUAUAUUGGCUCAACUGGACAGAGGGUGUCUAAAACAAAGACUCUCAGUUUGGUCCCAGAGUGCCAUGGUGAUGAGCGGCUGGAGGAGUUGAUUGGAGAGAAGAAACUGAAACAGUUUUCAGUGAAACAUGGACUGGGUCUUGACCUGUUGGUCUCGCAAAGCUUUGGAGGGGGAAGUCGGUGCUCUACUUUAGGUGGUUAAAGAACGAAGGCUUUUGACUGGAGGUGCAGUUCGAUGGUGCUGGUCUUGAUCAACUCUCCAUGCAACAUGUAAGUAUAGUUAUCAAUGGGGGCAGAGAGACUGGGCGACAGGUGGGAGUGAGAAAAAGAAAAGAAAAAGUGAGUUAAAAAAAAUACUUGACACGCCACGUUGUGGGAUCCAUUGUGUCCAAGUACUUUCCAAACUUUUUAAUGCAAACACUUUUUACAAUUUGAAGAACCAAAGAUGCCGUCUAAUGUUUAUAGAUCCGUAGCAUCUGUGUACAGUGUAGAUCCUAAUAUUAAAAAAUAUAAUGAAAUGCAUGAAAAAUAAAGUUUUAAUGAUUUCAUCCACAAAAUGUGCAGAGUUUUUUGUAACGAUCGCUUGGGUAACAGAUUUUAAAGCCUUCUAUGGCUCUCGACCACCCAAAAUAAACCGAAAACAUCAUUGACAAAAAGAGAAUCUCUUAAAGGGAUCAAAACUUUCCGGGUAAAUAACCUUUUUCUUCUCCAUCCAAACACGUGUGAAGCUUUCCUAGCUAGCUUCUUGUACAAACAACUCCAACCCGUCAACAAUUUUCCUCGAUCGGCCGGGGAAGAAAUGUGGAAUGCAUGCAACAAUAAAAGCUCUCAUUGUAACAAUCUAAACAAAGGCUACAAAGGAGAUCAUACAUGCAAAUAAAAUAGGGAGAGAAUUAUACGUACUGGACUUGAUCUGGUGUACUGGUACUGGGACAAGAUCAACACGUUAACGAUCCAUGGCCGCAGCGAUGCCUAAGAAGAUUAGAAAGGCAAUUGGGGCAGUGAAAGACCAAACCAGCAUUAGCCUGGCCAAGGUUUCCAGCACCAACGCUACAAAACUCGAGGUCUUGAUCUUGAGGGCCACAACCCAUGACGAAAUCCCCAUAGACGAGCGCUACGUGAAUGACAUCCUCCAACUCGUUUCCUCCAACAAAGUGUACGCUGCGGCUUGUGCCCAAGCACUAUCAAAACGCAUUGGUAGGACUCGCAAUUGGAUCGUCGCUCUCAAGUCCCUCAUGCUCGUCCUUCGAACUUUCCAAGACGGUGAUCCGCAUUUCCCUAGGGAAGUCCUCCAUGCAAUGAAACGUGGUGCAAAGAUUCUUAACCUUUCUAGCUUCCGGGAUGACUCUAAUUCUAGCCCAUGGGAUUACACUGCCUUUGUCAGAACAUUUGCUCUGUACCUCGAUGAGCGCUUAGAUUGCUUCCUCACCGGGAAGCUUCAACGACGUUUUACGAACAGGUCAACGGAAAGCAGUACCCACCAGAGCAGCCGACUCAUGGCCUCGCCGGUGCGCGACAUGAAACCGGCAAUGCUGCUUGAUAAAAUCUCAUACUGGCAGCGUUUGCUCGAUAGAGCCAUUGGCACAAGACCUACUGGUGCAGCCAAGAGCAAUCGCCUGGUUCUGAAUUCGCUCUAUGCAAUUGUCGUAGAGAGUUUUGAUCUCUACCGUGACAUUUCUGACGGGCUUGCGCUUCUUUUAGACAGUUUCUUUCAUCUGCAAUAUCAUUCCUGCGUGAAAUCCUUUCAAGCUUGUGUUAAAUCCACGAAACAACUGGAGGAGCUUUCUAGUUUCUAUAAUUUGUGCAAGGCAAUUGGGGUAGGUAGGACCUCCGAGUACCCAAGCGUGCAAAAGAUAUCUGACGAGCUUAUUGAAACGUUACAGGAAUUCUUGAAAGAUCAAGCUUCAUUCCCUGGUCCUAAUGGUCGAUCCCCAUUGCAGCUUUCUGCGCUACCUACCAAGGACGACCCUGCUUCGAGUGUUGAUGAGAAAUUGGCUCGCGAUGAUCAAUCAGAAGAAUCAAUGAGGGUUUCAUCUCGGAGAGCACGCCGGUCAGGAUUCAGUUCACGAUGCACAUCCUUGGAGGACCUUAUGAGUCUUACAGAGCCCGGGAAAAGCCUUUUUACGUCGGCUGAGCAAGGGUGUUACUCCGAGGAGCAAUUAGAGAAACAGUCUCCUCGUCUGGAGGAUUUCUUUAGGUCUGGUGAUCGAGAUUACGGCUCAAACCGUUCGUUCUCCCUUGAACAAGGAUCGUAUUCAUGUUUUGACCUCUUGUCUUUAGAUAAUGACUGGCUAAAACACGAAGAGAAGCUAGAACAACAACAGCAACAACUAGGACAUGAAACCUCAGAGACAUCAGAUUUAGAACCGGACCGACAGAGUAAAGGUUGGGAGCUCGUUUUGUUUGAGUCGGCAACUCAACACGAGCAACCUUCUACAAACUUAGCCAAUGGCUUUGAACCCUCUGUUGUGAAGGACAUGUUCAGUCAAGCUUCACAUCCUCAACACCAAUACAAUCCAUUUCUACAAGACGAAGUAGAAGUUCCUGCAAUUUUAGCGAAUGCCCCCGCAUCGGCAACCAAUGAACCAGCAGUUUUUUUGGCGGACAAUACGUUCUCUCUUGCUCCCACGUUUCAUGCAGCAGGACCAACUUUUUGCGUGCAAAUAGAAACAGAGGCAGCACCAACAUUUUGUGCUAAGGAUUUUGAGGAGACGACGACGGUGGCUCCGACAUUUCGUGUACCGAAUUCUACUCAGACGUCGACGGAGGCACCGACUCAUGUUAGUGCAAAUAAUUACGUCCAGAUGUUAGCAGCAGAUCCAAACAAAAGUGACCCUUUUGAGUCGUACUGCCCUGUUGCGAUGGGCGCCAUUCAGAAUAUACCUAAUGGUUCAAUGAAUGAAGAAAGUCUGCUGCACGAACAACGGAUGUGGUUGGAGCACCAGAACAAGAUCAUUGCAAAGCGCAUGAGUUGAUUUUGUGAAAUAGAAGUUCCGGAAGUGAAGUUUGUAAAUUUGUAUUUGAUUGUAGAACGUCAAUAUAUAGUAAUGAAUCUUCUUUAGGAUGCUA
Carya illinoinensis is the source of this 3604-nucleotide messenger RNA. Its product is annotated as clathrin coat assembly protein AP180-like. Gene Ontology annotation, molecular function: 1-phosphatidylinositol binding; SNARE binding; phosphatidylinositol-4,5-bisphosphate binding. NCBI's taxonomy places the organism in Eukaryota, Viridiplantae, Streptophyta, Magnoliopsida, Fagales, Juglandaceae. The transcript has a single exon. Gene Ontology annotation, cellular component: clathrin-coated pit; clathrin-coated vesicle. Gene Ontology annotation, biological process: vesicle budding from membrane; clathrin-dependent endocytosis; clathrin coat assembly. The record is from RefSeq and is a predicted model, not a curated record. The coding region runs from base 1492 to 3510 and encodes 672 amino acids.